CCGAUAUAUUAACUCAAAAGGGUACUGGAUGGAUGUGGCUCACUUUGAUAUACAUUUCCAGUCCUACCAGUGUCAAUUCAACAGGAAAAGUUCAUCCAUACUCAACAAAUAAAAAAUUGUGGUAAAAGGAACGAUGGCUGAAGCUAACAAACUUAUAACUGAAAUAUUCAGUCCAUUUCAAGAUUAUAUUAAUGCUGAGCAGGAUCUUAGAGAGGAAAUUAGAACUAUAAUGAAGGAGAUUGAAAAACCUCUUAGGGAGAUUGUAAUAACAUUACAGAUUAUCCACAGUGAAGUAGAUUGUGAAAAAAUUCAUGUUGCCUUAUUACGGUCCAGAGAACGAUUUGAAGAAGUUCGUAAAGGAUAUGAAGCACUGAAUAAAGUUGUUCCAGCUGGACAGUAUUAUAGGUACAAUGAUCACUGGAGGUAUGGAACUCAAAGACUUUGUUUUUUGGCCAGUCUCAUUGUCUUUUUGGAAAAAGGGGUUUUAAUAGAUAGAAUAACAACUGCACAAAUUCUUGGAGUUCAUGAAAAAGAAAAUAUACACCUUGACUUAGAAGACUACCUCAUGGGCUUAUUAAAUUUAGCUUCAGAAUUGGCUAGAUUUGCUAUAAAUUCAGUCACUUUAGGUGACUAUUCCAGGCCUCUACAAAUAUCAAAGUUUGUAGCUGAACUUAAUGCUGGCUUCAGACUACUCAACCUGAAAAAUGAUUCUUUAAGAAAAAGAUUUGAUGUUUUGAAGUAUGAUGUGAAGAAAAUUGAAGAAGUAGUAUAUGAUUUAUCUAUUAGAGGCUUGAUAGGAGGUAGCUCCAAUCAAACUGCACCAAAUACAGUUGAAGAAGACAUGGGUUAGAGUUUCCCUGACACCAUAUUUAUAUUUUUAUUACCUUUUUUACACUCAUUUUCUUCAAUAAUAAUACUUUCAAAAUAUUUUUUUAAUAACUUAAUUUAUUUUCCAUGUAAUAUCUCUUGAAAAGCAGGCACAUUCAAGCUUACUAAUUGAAAAGAGUAUGGUCUACAAAAAAUACAUUUUAUUCUUACUUUA
This is a messenger RNA of Sitophilus oryzae (rice weevil), 1042 nucleotides long. RefSeq names its product translin. Gene Ontology annotation, molecular function: single-stranded DNA binding; RNA binding; sequence-specific DNA binding. The transcript is spliced from 6 exons. Gene Ontology annotation, biological process: RNA metabolic process. Bases 134 to 850 code for a protein of 238 amino acids. The record is from RefSeq and is a predicted model, not a curated record. Gene Ontology annotation, cellular component: nucleus; cytoplasm. Lineage: Eukaryota; Metazoa; Arthropoda; Insecta; Coleoptera; Curculionidae.